GCUUGGUCCUUCAGAUAUUAGAUUCCUGUUUGCAGUCAAAUGCCAAAGUGAAGGUGGUUAAAGUUAGACACUAGAAACUGCAGCUUUUAGGCGUUACUCAUGUCACACUGUCAGCAAUCUCAGGGCACAUUUUGAACAGUGAAUGUAUUUGAUAAGGACAUUCUGACAUGUUUGCAAGUGGAAAACUGCUGUCAUUAUUAUAGACCUGAGGGCAUAUAGUCAUGAGUGAAUAACACUGAACUAAAGAAAGUGAUUGUCUAAAGAAAGAUUGUCGGCACAGCCUGACUCGUGAGGUAAUCCUAGUUUUGUUUCAAACACAAAGUUUAGGGAAGAACAGUACCAGUGACAGGGCUCAGCUGCACCGAAACAGAAUGACCUUAAACUAAAGGGACCUUAAAAGAUUUAGUACAGAUUAGACUCACUUUCAGAGAAAGGAUUUUAUUCCUGACACUUUGAUCCCCUGACCUGUUAGAUGACACCGUGUCACUGCUACGCUAACACUUUGUUUUAUACUGUGUAAUACAUGCUUACUUACUUGUCUUGUUCACAUCACAGGUGCUGAGGACAUAUUGAGAAUAUUGUUACUGGAGGUCACUAGAGGUAUUCAGUACAUGAAUGGACAAAUCUUUAACAUUAAGCUGAAGUCAGUGGGUUAAGUUAUUAGUAUGACUGACCACAUCGGUAGCUUUUUGCAUCAAUGCUCCUCUUCUUCCAUUAUAUUUCAUAUGUAAAUCUCUCCUUUGACGUAUCGCUGUUCCUUCCUAUGUACAUUUUUGUGAAGAAAUCAAAUCUGGUAUGGGUUGUAUUCUCACAAUGGUUGGCUGUGUUAGGACAGAUGGGCACAAAAGCCUUUAAAUACACUGCAACUUUGUUCUGGAUCAAUGUGUACAGGAGCAGUUAAAACUGUGAGAGCUGAGUAAUGUUGUGAAUUUAAGUCACUUUUAUAGAAUCUGAAACUAGUGCUUUUUUGUAAAUGCUUUUGUUUAUUUAUUUAUUUGUAACUUUUUCAGUUCUGGCAAAUGAUACCUGUGUAUGCAUCUCUAGAUGUGCCUAUUGUAGCAUGUGGCAUUAUCUUGCUUAUUGUGUUUGUAACGAUGUUGUAACGCUGCCGUCUUGGCCAGACCCCUCCUGCAAAAAAAAAAAAAAAAAAAAAGAUUUCACUCUCAAUAAGAUUUUUACAAGCUUAAAUAAAGGAAAUGGAAAUGGCAGUUCAGCUGUGACAGACACUAUUAAUAGUGAAAACUCGUGAAAGCCACAGAAAUAAUCAUGACCCAAGAACUCUGUUAAUUAGGUGGUUUCAGUUCUGUUAAGCCCAGAGUGAAUAAAACAUUUCUAGUCAAAUACAACAAUCAGACUUGGCUGAUGACAGACAGAUGACCUGUUGUACUGUCACAGCAUUUGCUACAAUGUCACUUCCCAUGAAGCCUUAAACUGAUUUAUGUCCACCUUUUACUCAGUCACUCUUACACUCAGCAAUGCAGGGAAAUGACACAUUAUUUUGCUGACUCGAAUUGUUUCAUCCAGUUCAGUUCAAAGAUUCUUGAAUAUCACUGACUAUGUUCAUUUGUUCACUUAUUUUUAACAUUCCAAUGCACUUUACCCAACAGUAACUUAACGCAUCACUGUUGAUACCACUGAGAUGUUCAGUGCUGAUUCUGACUGUCAUCGUUUCAGUAGAAAGAUCAAUAUGUUGCCUAUUCAAGCUGUUAUGUUCAGUUAAGUAUAAAACAAAACAUAUACACACUCUGUUUAUAAGGUCAAUAGCUCAGCAGCUAUUAAAAGCUAUUUAAAGCUGAGUUACCACAACAUGAUUUCUUUCUGUGGUUUAAAAAGCUUUUAACCAGGCAGUAAUAACUGCGUGUCACUGCUGAGCUGACAACAGUGUUGUCAGACACCAGUAAGGGCAGCUCAUCUGCUAAAAGCUACUGGUUUUGGGCAGUAAAGCUUUACAAAUUUGUACGUGCACCUAUGAACACCCCAAUUUGGGUGGCUAUACCACCAGCAGAAGCCUGUGCCACUCUGUGGUGCAUGAGCAUAGAUGGAGAAUGUCAGUUCUGUGCUAAAGUGCAGUUUCUUACUCUGUUGCCAGUGUAUUUUUUGCAGAUACACUCUUAGGGUCAACUGUAUUCACAAAACUGAGCAGUAAUUAGCCUUUUGGGGCCUAGUUAGGCCUAUUUGAUCCUGGGUUAUGUCUGUCAGGCUACACAGAGGUUGUCCUACCCAUCUGGUUGCUGGAUCUCUGCAGGCCAGUCUGCACAAUCUACACAGGAAAAAACUGGAUUUUGAUUUAUAGGAAGAAAUGUCUAAUACAUCUGUCACUUUUUCAAAACAACAGGUUCAAAUUCAAACCAGAAUGUAAUUUGAGUGCCAUGCACACAAAGUAAACCUCAAGUACACUAAAGAACUAAAGAAACUGACAUUGUUCUGUCUGUUCCUGGUCCCUCUGCUGCUUCACUGGAGUGACACAUCACUGUUACUGUGAGGCAGCUGAAUGUUAUAGUGUCAGCAAACAGCCUUAUCUGUAUCCACAAGUUUUGCAUCUUAUGCACGUGUCAAAUCAAAAGCUGUACUUCUCAGAUUUGUUGGGGUUUUUUUGGCAUGAUAUUCAUUCAGCUCACUAGCUUUUCCAUUUUGUGUUAAAGAAAAGAAAAGCUUCAUUUGUUGAUAGUGCAGCAGUGCAUGCAGUGUGUCAGGCAUACAGUAAACUGACAAAAAUGUCCCCAUAUUUGAAUGUUAUUGCUAUUUUCUAAUGCAAAUAGCUGCCUGGUGUGUAAGGAGCAUUCUCUUUAAAGACACAGACAAGGCUUAUGACCAUUAUGACAGGCAUGAAGACCAAUUUCAUCAUAAGGGCAUAAUUAACCAAUAAUUCUUUGCUGUGGUAUUAAAAAUGCUUUUGUCAAACCAGUUCACCAGGGGUAAGAGUAUUUUAAGCAUUUGACCAAAUGCUACAAUAUUUAACUACUAAGUUAGGAGCCAUGGUUUUUGAGGAUGUUUAUAUAUAAAAUACAAAAUGGAUGCUAUAGAUAUUUAAAAGCUAAAAUCCAUCGGUGUUGUCAGUGAAACCUUGAGAGGAAUAACUAUACAGGCAACAGAUCUUAAGGACACAGUAAACUGCACAUUAUCAAACAGUUUUCCAGAAAACGAGGCCUGUCUUUAACGCAGUAAACCAGGAUGUUGCCUCAGAGAGUGUUUCUGUGCAGUCUGAUGCUGAGGACGACAGUGAAGCUCUAACAAGACCCUGCCUGCUCUUCAUCACUGUAGUGCCAGAUAUGCGCCUAGCCGGCAGUCAGGAGGAAUAUGGGCAAAUCCGAAAGCCAAAUGGAUAUCAUGGAAAAAUCAAGUAAGCCUGGAAAACGUCGCUGGACUGUUGGAGAAAUCAGUCUGUCUGUGCUGCUGCUGUUGGUCAGCUGUGCCUUGGCUGGGAUUGUAGUCCUCUACACAUCACUUGUGAAAGAACAAUCUAACAGGCCAAGUGUGUCGAGGAGCUCAACAGGUGAAGACCAGCUGUUUCGCUCCAACCUCAACAAUGUGUGCACAACUGCGGACUGUGUUACCGCAGCGGCUCGACUCUUGCAGAACAUGGAUAAGUCUGUAAAGCCUUGUGAUAAUUUCUACCAGUAUGCCUGCGGGGGUUGGCUGGAGCGCCAUGUUAUUCCAGAGACCAGUUCUCGUCACAGUGUCUUUGACAUUCUGAGGGACAAGCUGGAGAUUGUCCUCAAAGGUGUUCUCGAAACAGAGAAUGAGCAAGACCGGGACGCUAUCAGGAAGGCUAAAACUCUUUACAACUCCUGCAUGAAUGAGAGCCUCAUAGAGCAGCGCGACUCUCUGCCACUUCUCAAGCUCAUUGAGAGCACUGGAGACUGGCCUGUGGCAUCAGACGACUGGAACACCACUACGGAAGAAGCAUGGAGCAUUGAGGACACACUGGCUGUGCUUAAUGCUUAUUUCCACAAGAAGGUUCUGCUGGACAUGUAUGUGUGGACAGAUGAUCGGGAUUCUCGACGCCAUAUCAUUUAUAUUGACCAGCCGGGACUUGGAAUGCCAUCAAGAGACUAUUACUUCAACGACGGGAACUACAAAAAGGUUCGAGAGGCCUACCUACAUUUUAUGGUUUCUAUUGCAAAAAUAACCAGAGAGGAUAGGAACUUGACUCAGGACGAUGACCGUGUGUGGGAGGAAAUGAUGCAAGUGCUGGAGCUGGAGACAGACAUCGCCAAUGCCACAUCAACGGCAGAAGAGCGCCAGGAUGUUACUGUUCUUUACAACAAGAUGACACUCGGUGAACUACAGAACACAUUCAGCCUGAACGGCUUUAACUGGACACGAUUUAUUCAUGGUGUGCUGUCAAGUGUAUCUAUUGAGGUCCAGCAAGAGGAGGAGGUGGUGGUGUACAGCUCUCCCUAUCUUGACAAGAUGAAUGACGUUCUGUCCAGACACAGUGUCAGAACUAUGCAGAACUACCUCACCUGGCAGCUCAUCAUUGACAGAGUUAACAGUUUGAGCCGUCGAUUCAAAGAUGCUAGAGCCCGCUACCGGAAGGCACUCUAUGGGACCACAGUGGAGGAUGCUUGGUGGAGAGAAUGUAUCCGUUAUGUCCAGAGCAGCAUGGAGAAUGCAGUCGGAGCCUUGUACGUGCGUGAGACCUUUGCUGGAGAAAGUAAACGAAUGGUCAAACAUCUCAUCAGUAAGAUCCAGGCAGCAUAUGUAGAAACACUGGAAGAGUUAAGCUGGAUGGACGCACCCUCAAAAGAGAAAGCAAGAGAGAAGGCCAUGGCAAUCAAGGAGCAUAUUGGUUAUCCAGAUCAUAUUCUACAGGCAAACAAUGAGAAACUUGACCUGGAGUAUGCUCAUCUAAACUUCAGUGAAGAACACUACUUUGAGAACAUCCUUGAGAACCUGAAGUCUGAAGCACACAAGAGUCUGAAGAAGCUCAGAGAACCAGUUGAUCCAGACUUGUGGAUCAUUGGUGCUGCUGUGGUGAAUGCGUUCUACUCACCCAACAGAAACCAGAUAGUGUUUCCUGCAGGAAUCCUACAGCCGCCUUUCUUCAGUAAACAUCAGCACCAGGCCCUUAACUUUGGUGGAAUAGGAAUGGUUAUCGGACAUGAGAUCACACACGGAUUUGAUGACAAUGGACGUAAUUUUGAUAAGGAUGGUAAUAUGCUAAACUGGUGGAGUAAUUACUCUGCUGAGCACUUCAAAGAGCAGUCACAGUGUAUGGUGGAACAAUACGGCAACUUCAACUGGAAGCUAGCAGGUGGACAAAAUGUCAGUGGAAUCAGCACUUUAGGGGAAAACAUUGCUGACAAUGGAGGGGUUCGUCAAGCAUACAAGGCUUAUCUAAAGUGGGUGGCGAUGGAGGGUGAGGAGCCUCGUCUACCUGGUCUAGAUAUGGAUCACAAGCAACUUUUUUUUCUUAACUUUGCCCAAGUGUGGUGUGGUGCUUAUCGCCCCGAGUAUGCCAGCCAGUCCAUCAAGACUGACUCACACAGUCCCUUAGAAUACAGGGUGCUUGGAUCUCUCCAGAAUUUUGAAGCGUUCUCAGAAGCUUUCCAGUGCCAAAAAGGCAGCCCAAUGAACCCUGAGCUGAAGUGUCGUGUAUGGUAGAAGGUUUUGUUUGUGUGAUAUUUCUUAAUUGACACAGGCAAAACUCAGAUUGAAAGAACAAGUUGUAUUCUUUAAACCCACAGAGACAUCAUGCUUAAGACUUAUUCCAGUUUAUUUUGGGUCGAAUAAUGACACAAAUAUUUGCAAAUACUGUGGAUGUUUUUAAAAUGGAGCACAUCUUGCAGUACACCGUACUUUCAAAACCUGAAAUAUUUUUUAAAAAAGAAACUUGCCUGAGUAUCUUCUCAAAGUCUGAAGUGUUGUCUCUGGAUUUGUAGGUCACUUGUUCUGUUUUGCUGUGUACCGCAACAGAUGAGGAGUGGGUACAUGAAUGAAAAGGCUACACAGAUAACAUACUGUAAGACCUUGUGUAAAGGUUAAAGCUUAUAACUGGCUUUAAAUGCUUUACCAGCCUUUCUUGAGAUAAUCCUUAAAAAAUCUCUAGUGUAGAUCUUUGUGAUUUAUCCACUAACAUUUGGCGCUAAGUUGCCUUGGUGUCCUUUCUCUGAUCUAUUCUUUUCAAGACAUUGUACCAUUUCAGAAGGAACAAUAGUGAACAAUUCUAACCCUGCAUGAAGGGUGAGUAUGAAAUAAAUGAAAACUCAGAGCUUUGCUGAAGUACAGCUACAAUAGAAUUAGUCACACUCAGAGUUUGGUCAUUGACUGAUAGUUGAAACAAAUUACCUAAAGACUUAAAGACUGUUAAAUCUUUGCAGCUUUAUCCUGAAACUAACAUUUGGAGAGAGCUGCAGUUUAGUUUUCAGCAUUUUACCACUUACAGAGUGGUUACAUUUUCAAAGCUUAUUAGCACUUUUUGCAGUUUUAUAUUUCUUUAUCACACUCUGAAAAUGAUUGUUUCUCAAUAAUCACUACAGAAAUGUAUAUGUAUGUCAUGACGGUUUGCUGUGAGAAACCAUAUUCCAGAUGUUUUUAAAAAUCUUGGCGGCCUGCUACUUUUUAGUUAAUCAGAAAGACUAGGCUAGAGAUGGAGCAAUAAUGAUAAAAAAAAAACUAUAUAUACCACUUGAUUGCGUUAUUGAGUACUGCCAAUUUAGAUACAGGUUUGGGUAUACUGUAGGCUGUGUUGUGUAUUUAAAUCCCCCCCUGCCGUUUUCCUGCUUCUAGACAUUUCAUCUUUUACAUGCCUUUGAACGGUCCCAAGUGUUGGGUUGAUAUAUAGCUUUCAAAGCUCCUAUUACCUACUCCUAGCUCCCGUUAUUUACAUUUAUUAAAAUUAUAUCUACAUGUAUAAUAUGUGUAAGUUUACAUUUAACACAACAAAGUUAGCUGAUUUGUAGGGCUGCCCCCUAAUAGUCGACUAGUUGAGUCAUUAGUCGAGAGACCUGUCAGUCAACUGAAACUUUUCUAGUUGAGCCUUUGUUUUUAUUUUAUUAUAUUUUAUUUUUGUCAAACAGUGCAUUACAAUAGAAGGUAGCCCUAGACCGGUAGUUUGUCGUCUUCUUCUCCUCAUUUUGGUGUGCCAAGCAGCAAUUUAUUCAAUUUACUUCCCCCUGUGGUUGGGUUAGGGUAAUACCUACUUCAACUGUGACACUGUCUGAUGCAUGGAUGUACAUUAAGGUCGGAUCUAUUUAGCAAAUUGCAGAACGAGGAGAAAAGGACAACAGAACCCACUGGGACAAGCCACAUAAAGGUGAGAUUUGUACUUUAUUAGAAGUGUUUUCAAACAUUGUGAUCUGCUUUUACUAGAGAAAAGACUGUUGCAACGAUGUGGCUGGUGUUUCAUGGCCUGUUAUGUGAGACUGAUUUGAACCCAACUCCAUUAAAGUGCAACACACAGCCAUUUACCGACUGUUUCUGUGACAUGCAUCCAUCUGAAUGCACAGGGAAAACAUUUCAAUUAAGAAUUAUAAAUGAGAGGAGUCGUUUGCAGUGCCACCUGGCACAUAUCAAAUGCACAGUAACAACGUGCUGGUUAACUGGCAAAAGAUGCUUAUAAGAGCAUUGUUUUAACAGCAAUACAAGUGUGCUGCCUGUCUCAUUAUUCCAACAAAUCCAUAUGGCAGCCCGACAUUAUAUAUUGUCAA
Messenger RNA from Monopterus albus (swamp eel), 7652 nucleotides. RefSeq names its product membrane metallo-endopeptidase-like 1 (gene mmel1). The transcript has 24 exons. Bases 3298 to 5607 code for a protein of 769 amino acids. NCBI's taxonomy places the organism in Eukaryota, Metazoa, Chordata, Actinopteri, Synbranchiformes, Synbranchidae. Gene Ontology annotation, cellular component: plasma membrane. Gene Ontology annotation, biological process: protein processing. The record is from RefSeq and is a predicted model, not a curated record. Gene Ontology annotation, molecular function: metalloendopeptidase activity.